AAAUAGCAAAUAGCAAAUAGCAAGGGGUAAUGUGGUGAGAGGAAGAGCAGCAAAGCUAAUAGAUUAAGAUUAGACAAAGACAAAGAAAGAAAGAAAAAGAGAAAAUAUAGAAAAAGAGAAAACCAUUAGAAUAAUUGAUGAAAAUUUGCUCUAUAUAAACAUAUAUCCACACACACCAAUUUUUUUCUUCUGCUUUGGUAACUGCAGAGAGAAAGAAAGGAAGAGAAGAAACGGUGCGAAGCAAAAGAAAGGAAGAAAGAAGAAAAAGCGUGGAAGGAGGAAUCGGCGGUGCUUCACCGGCGAUCGCUCAUCGGGUCCGGCGAAGUUCAGAUCGCUGCUUAUGCUUCUCUGAAAUUCGUCCCUUGCGAUCUUUCCAGAGGCAAAAUUGCUGUAGUAUUGCAGUGCUGGGUUAUUGGCUCACUUGUGGAAAGUUUUUAUAUAUGGGCUGAGGUACACUUUUCAUGGGAGGUGUGGAGGAUGAAGAACCAGCUUUGAAACGAAUGAAAUUAUCCUCUAAAGGACUAGUUGGUCUCUCUAACGGUUCAUCUUCAGCGGGGCCUGUUGGAGGCUCUUCAACUGACUUGAUGGCUCGGCCCCUAUCAUCUGAAGGGGACAGCGAAGUUAUUGGUUCGAAAGGGGUUAUAAAGAGAGAGGAGUUUGUUAGGAUAAUCACGAAGGCAUUGUAUUCUCUUGGUUACAAGAGGAGUGGGGAACGCCUAGAGGAGGAGUCUGGCAUACAUUUGCACUCAUCUGUGGUGAAUCUGUUUAUGCAGCAAAUACUUGAUGGCCAUUGGGAUGAAAGCGUACUCACAUUGAAUAAAAUUGGUCUAACAGAUGACAAUGUUGUCCGGGCAGCCUCGUUCUUGAUAUUGGAGCAGAAGUUUUUUGAGCUUCUUGAUGGAGAAAACUUCAUGGAUGCAUUGAAGACAUUGAGAAGUGAGAUUGCACCACUUUGUGUUGAUAGUAGUAGAAUUCGUGAACUUUCUUCCUGCAUAGUUUUGCCAUGUAGCCAGGUUGGUUCUUCUAGGCAAGAUAUUAUACGGGUGAGAUCACGUUCAAAAUUGCUGGAAGAAUUGCAAAAACUUCUUCCCCCAACAGUGAUGAUACCUGAGAAUAGAUUGGAACAUCUAGUUGAACAAGCCCUUAUCUUGCAACGCGAGGCUUGCCCAUUUCACAACUCAUCCGAUAAGGAGAUGUCGUUAUAUUCAGAUCAUCACUGUGGAAAAACUCAGAUACCUUCUAGGACAUUACAGGUAUUAGAAGCACAUGAUGAUGAAGUAUGGUAUGUACAAUUUUCGCAUAAUGGGAAAUAUCUAGCUUCAGCGUCAAAGGAUCGAUCUGCAAUCAUUUGGGAGGUAGACGUGGAUGGUGGACUGUCUAUCAAGCAUAAAUUGUCUGGUCACCAGAAAGCCGUUUCUUCUGUUUCAUGGAGUCCAAAUGACCAAGAGCUCCUCACAUGUGGGGUGGAGGAGGCUGUUAGGUGCUGGGAUGUCUCCACUGGUAAGUGCCUGCAAGUUUAUGAAAAAGCUGGUCCUGGCCUGGUCUCCUGUGCAUGGUUUCCAAGUGGGAAAUAUAUACUUUCUGGCCUUAGUGACAAGAGCAUUUGCAUGUGGGAGUUAGAUGGGAAAGAAGUGGAGUCUUGGAAAGGACAAAGAACCCUUAAGAUCUCUGAUUUGGAAAUCACAAGUGAUGGGGAACAUAUUCUCAGUAUUUGUAAGGACAAUGUAAUACUGUUGUUCAACAAAGAAGCGAAGGAUGAGAGAUAUAUUGAAGAGGACCAGACAAUAACUUCCUUCUCUUUGUCAAAGGAUAGCACACUCUUGCUGGUUAAUCUUUUGAACCAAGAAAUACAUCUUUGGAAUAUAGAAGGUGAUCCUAAACUUAUUGGCAAGUUCAAGAGUCAUAAACGCACCCGGUUUAUUAUCAGAUCUUGCUUUGGGGGACUCGAGCAAUCUUUUAUUGCUAGUGGAAGUGAGGAUUCGCAGGUUUACAUAUGGCACAGAAGCUCAGGGGAUCUAAUAGAGGCAUUGCCUGGUCAUUCUGGUGCUGUUAACUGUGUGAGUUGGAACCCAGCUAACCCUCACAUGUUAGCCUCUGCCAGUGAUGACCGGACAAUUAGGAUAUGGGGCUUGAAGCGCCUGAAUUUAAAGUAUCCAAAUGCACACAGCAAUGGCAUUCAUCACUGCAAUGGGGAAGAACUUAGAUGAACUCAAACUAUUUUCAUUUCAUUUCUUUCUUUUAUCAUUGCAAUUGUGUAAAUACCUUCACUAUCACCACAAGUAGACAUUCAUACCAAACAUGCAUGUGACUUCUCAUCGAUCUCAAAAUAAAUUCUUGUUUCAUUUAAGCGUUUAUUUAUCUUUUUGUCCUUGGUU
Molecule: messenger RNA, 2375 nt
Organism: Abrus precatorius (Indian licorice)
Lineage: Eukaryota; Viridiplantae; Streptophyta; Magnoliopsida; Fabales; Fabaceae
Product: WD repeat-containing protein 26 homolog
Exons: 5
Coding region: 462-2207 (581 amino acids)
Molecular function (GO): protein binding
Source: RefSeq, a predicted model, not a curated record